Molecule: messenger RNA, 6980 nt
Organism: Parnassius mnemosyne (clouded apollo)
Lineage: Eukaryota; Metazoa; Arthropoda; Insecta; Lepidoptera; Papilionidae
Source: the annotation of a GenBank genome assembly
GGCCUUAUCGUCUUAAAUGUUAAAUUUAUUAAUUUAUAAAUUUUAUGGUUAUAUUAAAAAGUAUAGUUAAAACUGUUGAUUGACUUCAUUUUAAAAUUACGUGCGGCAGAGAUUAUUACAGAUACAAAUUCAUUGUUUACUUUUUAUAUAAUAUGUACCACUACAGCUUAGAACCAGUAUCGUGCAUACAAUUAUAUUUUCUUUCAUAGCUUGACUGAAAAGAUUUAUCUACUAUGAAAAAGGCCAAAACGAUGACAAUGGAUGGUGGUAAUAGCUUGACGUCGAAUGAUUACGUGGAUGCUUUUAGCUAUAUUAACGAACGGCCAGUGGAUGAUAUAUCUUUGGAAUUUUUUUACAAGCCGCAUACCAUAACCCUUUUAGCUGUAUCAAUUGCAACAGUUAUUUACACGGCAUUUGUAAGAGAUGAAUCAAGUAUUCAAGACAAUAUCUGGGCUGGGAUUUGCUGUGUAGUAUUUUUUUUCCUUAUUGUGUCAGUACUUACUUUUCCUAAUGGACCCUUUACAAGACCGCAUCCUGCAGUUUGGAGAAUUGUAUUUGGAGCAUCUGUGCUUUAUCUACUUGCAUUAUUAUUUCUGCUUUUUCAAAGUCAUUCCACUGUUUAUGAAGUAAUGUAUUGGAUUGAUCCAAAUCUUCGUAACUUCCACAUUGACAUGGAUAAGGAAUAUGCAGUUAAUUGCUCUGAUAUUUCCUUUGCAAAAGUUUGGUCUCAUGUGGAUGUUUUUGCCUGGGGUCAUUUUUUAGGCUGGACAUUUAAAGCAAUACUUUUCAGACAUACAGGCUUAUUAUGGGCUAUUUCUAUAAUGUGGGAAAUCACUGAAAUAGCUUUUGCUCAUUUGUUACCCAACUUUUUAGAGUGUUGGUGGGAUUCACUUAUAUUAGAUGUAUUAGUUUGUAAUGGUUUGGGUAUAUGGUGUGGGCUGAAAAUUUGCAAAGUCUUGGAAAUGAGGGAAUACACAUGGGUCAGUAUAAGGGAUAUUUCAUCAACUACUGGAAAGAUUAAAAGAGCAAUACUUCAAUUUACUCCUGUUCAUUGGACCCCAGUUAGAUGGUUGGACCCUAAUUGCACAUACAUGAGAUUCUUUGCUCUAAGCCAACUAGUUGUAUUUUGGCAAAUUUCUGAACUAAAUACAUUUUUCCUGAAACACAUUUUCGAAAUGCCGCCGUCACAUCCUCUUGUAAUCGCACGUUUGUGUCUCAUAGGAGUUAUUGUUGCUCCAUCCGUCAGGCAGUAUUAUACAUAUGUAACAGAUCCCAGGUGCAAGAGGGUCGGUACCCAAUGCUGGGUUUAUGGCGCGAUAAUGGUAACAGAGUCCAUGUUAUGCAUUAAAAAUGGCAAAGAUCUCUUCGGACAAGCUCAAAUGUGUAACGUCAUUGUAUGGCUAGUCAUUCAAAUUCUAGUCUCAAUAGGUUGUGUAUAUGGUGUAGUAUUAUAUCAUCGAUAUUUUGAGCCUACUAAGGACUCUGCUCCGGAGACGCCAAAGAAAGCCAAUUAGAAUUAAAAGGUAUCCUAAAGAUGAAGCUACUUAAUUUACAUAUAUAUGUUGUGAUAUUAUUAGCUUACUUUUGACUUGUAUAAUGUAUUUUAGAAGACGCCAAAAAUAAAUUAUUUAGGUUACUUUUAAAGUUACCCUCAGUUGCUUCCUAUAGUUACUAUACCUAUAUGUAUUGGGAUCCUCUUCCACUAUUUAAAAUGAUUAUUUUGUAAUGAAGACUGUGAAAUUUAGUUAAUACUUAUGAAAUAUAUAUAUAUAUAUAUACAUGUCAACCAAUAAUGGCAUUUAACCAAUUGACAAGUAUGAUAAGGAUAAAUAAACAAAUAUAUCAUUUAGGGAAAAAGUCCCUGUUAUUUUUUUCCUAAAUUUUAUAUAUAUUCCUUUCAUAAGAAAUAGAUAAUACUAUAGAACGUCAAAGUAGAAAUUUCUAUGUUUAAUGAUGACUUGAUAGCGUCUACAAAUCUAGUCAUUUCAUUUUUAUUAAUGGCAAUUUUAAAGCCUGAUUUACCACGUGAUGUGUAUAAUAUAAAACGUGAGAAAAAGUGCAUGUCUAAUAAAUUUGAGGACAUAUUGUUUAAUAUCUGCAAACACGCGUUAGAAGUACGUAGCGGUACCUGUUCUUAGUCUUACACAAACCUGCUCUUAAACAAAGUCACAAAUGUGUAUCUAUCGCUUUUCUUUCAUAUCUGAGAGGUACACACGUUUGCGGAUUUGUUAAGGUUUUUGCAUUAUACAGUUAUACUAGAUAAUGCUGCUGUCUUUCGUAUUGUGUGUAUAAGUGUAGAGAACUGACAAAUUCGUUGGUGUAAUGGUUGUAGUAGUGCGACGGCUGAUCAUGAGGUCCCGGGUUCUAAUCCCGGGUCGUGCAAAAAUCAGUUAUUGGGUUUUUCCGUCAAGAAAUUCUCAGUAGCUGCCCGGAGUCAGGAAGUUGGCGGUGUCUUACACCGGUUCCUCGGAAAGCACGUAAAGCCGUUGGUCCUGCACCUGAUCUCCCUCCGGUCGUGGUGGUUUACCGUCCCACUCCCAUCGGACUUGAGAGUAAUGGAAUAGAGCGUGCAUUUGUGCCUGCGCAUACACUUGGUCACUAUAAUCCUGCGUCGAUGGCUAGCCUCCGUUGUGCCUGGCCGCAGUAAUCGAAGUUCGGUCUGCUGGAGGACAUUAUUAGAGAACUGGAGACACUUUUUGCUGAACACGAGACAUUCCAACUUACGAGUUGCCUCAAUCGAUCGGUAUGAGCGCUGAUCGUCUUUAAUUGAGUCUGCCUUGCUUGAAAAGGCUAGGCCUCUUAUAAAUCAUCGUUUUUUAAUGCAAGAGUCCUCUUUAAUACUUAGAUGACAUCUCUUACAUAAUGAUAUGUGGCGUUUUCCCUUGCUUAGUGACUUUUUUUUGAAUUAUAUAGAAAUUAGAUUAAAAGAUAAAGAAGAAAUCAAGUUGCCAAAAGACAUUAUUUUUAUAUUUUUUUUUGCAAAUGUAUAUGCUGCGCCGUAACGAAAUAACUGCAAACGCUCUGCUAGACUCGUAAGACUGAAUGCGUCAAUUGAUAUUUUUUCACAAUUUCAAAUUGCCAAAAGGACCUUUUCAAAAUUCGUCGCCAGCUCUCAGACUAUUAGUAGGUAUUUAUAGUUGUAUUAGUCACUAAGUAGUAACAGUUAAAAAAAAUCGCCCCUCUUUCUAACUCCUCCAUUCCGCGAACUUUUUGACCCGCAUUCGUAGUUUUCAGGGGUGACAGCACAUCUGCAUUUUGAUUCUUAAUUGAAGAUGUCUAUGGGCCACAGCAUCCACUUACCAUCAGGUAAACUGUGUGCUUAUUUAUAAAAGAAACUUACUUUAACUACAACCUAUAUAGGUACAUCCUACUUAUGGUCUCUGAGUUCUGAGAGGGGUAUGGUGCAAUGGGGGCUAAUAAUAUUACGCUAAGCAGAUGUCGCUAGUUGGGACUAAGGUAAGCUUGUUGAACUGUUUCGCAGAUGGUGUCACAUAGUGGAAUAUUCAUUGAAAAUUUGUUUUAAAUACAAGUUUUCUAUUUCUAUUCUUGUAUAUACACAAAACAAUGUUUUCUUUCAUUUUUUACACGUUUUCAAAAAUUUCACCUCAAUCCUAAUCCGCCCUGGUGGCAGAAAAAGUGGUGGAUGAACUGAUUAGUCCGCGCUGAUUCUUAACAUGUAGUCGGAUAUGUCCUCAUAUUUUAUUCCUUGGACAUGCCAGUUUCCUCACGAUGUUUUUAAUAUUCGUCACGCAAGAGGUAAGUCGGCAUUAAAAUUGUAAUUGUAAGCUGCCACGUCUUAAAAUUCAUACUCGCUUGAAAAAUAUGACUGCAGCCCAUUUAUAUACGCGAUUUUCUUUUAAUUUUUGUUUUGUUUAGUAUACUCUCCGCAUCGAAUGUCAUUACAAGAUCGUAUAUUUCAGUUUAACGUGUGUAAAGCAAACAAGGUAUAAAAAAGUGUAUUGAUAAAAUCCUCUAUGCAGUGACCAGGAGGCAAUUCGGUUAUUUAAAUAUCUACGUGAGGCUGCUGAUGUGUUUCUAAAUCAUAGCUGGUUUUUUUUGGACGACUUAAAGGCCUGAAAUAACGAGGCCUAAAUAGACACAGCCUAUUGCCUGGGACCUUCUGCUAACCACUGAACCAGACGGGUUCGAUUUACAGUUUACCUCCUUUUUGGGUGAAUUUGAUCAAUGCCUCAUGAAAUUAUCUGUAUCUUCAUAUUCCCCACCCGGUUAUGAUUCCCGAGGUGUUGGAAGUAAAUAGCGGUAUAAGUUAGCGAAUUAGGAUGAGAUGUGCUACGUUUUUUGCGUCCUAUCCAUGCGGCGUAGGUACCUAUCUUGAGUUAUGACUCGAGAACACAAAACAUAAAGCAGUAGAGCUUUAUGGUCGGUCGCAUUUCUACCGGUUAAACCGGAUGACACAUUGGCGCAUACGGUUAAAGAAGAAACGGACUAGUUCACUAAUGAAAUUCACGUCUCGACCACCUCACUUAUGUCACCUCAAUCCUCAGCUUACACUAUGCGGUACACCUCUUUUCGGAGUCCUGCAUCACUACCAAAUAGUUCUUAAAACUUUGCGAGACUUCUAGGCGUAAACAAAACGAGUGGACCAGAUGGUAUACCAGCUAUAGUUCUCAUCUCAUAUAGGACAUCUCAUAGUAGGUACCCAAAUCAUGAAAGCUUUCCAAUGUGCAGCCUGUGCCCAAAAAAAGGCAGUCGUGCAGAUCCUAUCAAAAAUGUUCAGGCCAAGGUGCGGGGGGUCUUUACGCCAGGACAAUUACUUGCUAUAUAUAAAACGCGCAAGUCCGUUAGUGCAUGAGCUGUUGCUGCAAAAAACUAUCUAGCAGCUUUUGCACAGGCGCGCUAAGAUGCCUAUUGGUAACCUAAAUCUGGUUAAAGCCAAUCAUACUAGUUUAGAUUACAGCCUAAAGUAGCCAAACUUUCGGUGUUCUACAGAGUAAAUUUCGGAGAGUGUGUGCAGGAAUAGCAUAAUAGUUUCUUAGUUAGAAAAAACUAUCAGUUUCAAGUAUGAAGGUAAACUUCAGGCUUAGGACUGUCAACCAAGAUCUAGAAUAAGUAGGUGCUUUAAAUGCAGUGUGUAAAACACAAUAUUAAAGAGAUAUUUAAUAAUAAAUGAAAACAACUUUUUGAACAAGUUUUUAAAUUUGUUGGUUAUAAGUAUGACUAUAAUAUUUACAAAACUUUCAUUCACUCGUGCGAUAUUUCGUACUAGCUCUGUUGUUUUUAGGCUGGCUUUUCACUAUGGGAUAUAAUAUAUUAUAUCACGCGAUUGGCUUUCACACUGUGAGAUAUAUCUUUUAACCAGUGUGCGUUCGUCAUUGGUUAUUGGAUUACCCCCCUUUACCCCGUACACCGUUCUGCGGGGGCGCGGAAUGGUGUGCGGGGUACAGGGGGCGAGAUAUAAUAUGAAAAUAUCGCUCGGUCGAUCGAAAAAAUAUUUAUAGCUUGAGAUGUAAUAUAUAUUAUAGCAGUGUAAACGGUUCCAUAUGAAAUGUAUGGUGAGCGAUAUUAAUUUAUAUCUCGAGAUGUAAUAUAUAUUAUAUUAUAUCCCAUAGUGAAAAGCGGGCUUUAGAGAAGCCGGAUCGAUAUAAAAUUCGUUCGCUCGCUUGGUCUCGUACAGGACAUGUGGAACUGCCUGAAUCUUUGACACCUCGGACUGGACUGAUAUCUUUCCAGAAGAGAAAAUAGUUCCUUAAACUACUUCAAUCUACUACUACUUAUCUCUUAUCAAACCCUGCAACGCUACACAUACGUACAAUAUUGCAAAGGAUAGAUGCGGUUUUCUUCCUUUGUGGAGGGAUUUUUCUUAUUUCAACUUAAAACUUGUAACGAAAAAAAUAUAAAGUUACAUGUAUGUGUCACUUAUCAAAACUUUUGAAAUUUUUACAUUAUUAAAAACUACGAAACGAAAGAUCAGCAACACAUGAUAAUGAAUGAUUGAAUGACAGGUCUAGUGAUAUUUUGAAAUAGUGUCAUUAUUUACACUUGGCCACCGGGCUACAUUAGUUAGUAAAUUAAUUAUUUGACUCGAGAGACUGAGACUUGGAGCUCAGAAACCUGAAUGUUUAGGAUAUUAUAAUCAUAUUCCAGUCACAUUAAUCUGAUUAUGAUGCAGCUAAAAAAUAUUGAUUAAUUAACGAAACACUAACCAUUUACUCCACGUGUGAACACUAUUACGGAUGUACUAACACGUAACGUGGUUUCUUACAAAUGUAAGAUAGGCGUUCCAUAUAUGUACGAGUACAUAUAUGACCAAGAGAGCAAGCAAAGACUUUUUAUGUAUAAACUAAUUCAAAUAUUUGCUUUGGUUCUUGCACAGAAUUUGUACUUAUAUCAUGAAUUGAAAUGUCAUUUGCAUUGAGUUAUAUUGUACUACGUACUGGAGAAGCUAUUCCAAACAAAAAAUGUGCGCUACUCUGUCUUCGCGCAUGUGCGGUAGAUGGAAUAUUUUUUCUAUUAUAAUAUUACGAUAUUAUUACCUAUUUAUUCACUUGAACAACAAAAAAUUUUACUCAUUUGGCUACUGAAUUGUUAUUUACGCCCAGGUUCAGUUGAACAUAGUGAAUGUUCUGAAUGUGAAAUCUAGUGCGUAGUACAUAUAUAUAUAUCGCUGGUCAUUUGAUGAGUACCUACACCUAUAAUCGUUAUCAUUUGUAUAAUUUUCUCAUGCGACCAUCACUCGAGCUAUAGCUUCGAUUUAUGUAUUCCAUUAGAAAAUAAAUUUUACAUUAUACCUAUAACUUACAGUAAGGUAAAUUAUGUAAUGUAAGCUACUAUUGUGUCGCUCUGUAUGAAUUUGUAACACAAAGAUUUAUUGCAAUCUGAAUAGUGUUGUAAAAGCGGAACUUAGAUAAUAUAUAUUAAAACAUAAAUAAAUAAAAAAAUAUUGGCGUUUAUUGAAAAAGCUAUUGACGGGAAUCUUAGUGUUGUUAGUUGUUUUUCAGUAAAUAAAGGUUCCUUCCAUU